GAUUGCGUAUUGCGCAGGCGUGUCUAGCUGAAGGCUAAGGGGAGUGACGUGGAGAGGAGCAGCGAAAUUCACUCACUGAAGUUCAACUGAAGGAAUUCAUUCAACCGCCGCUGUCCGUUGUACUACAGGCUAGUAGAUGUUCCGAAGGAGCGCUUUCUUCGCUGUUCUGCUGCCCUUUAUUGCAAGAAACAUCAGAAACAUUUCUACUGAUUAGCUGUGGGUCUACCGAUGGGGACGUUAUGUCGUUGGAGUUACGCCGCUGGAUUUUGUUAUUUUAGUUGAGAAGAAGGGACUGUGUUGCGCUCGGAGCAACAGUGUUGGUAUAAACAUGCUGACACCGAUCUUGGCGUACUUGCUAUCCGUUCUCCUUCUCUGCCGGAUAGCGUUCUCUCAAUACUCCAGCGAUCAGUGUAGUUGGAGGGGCAGCGGUUUAACCCACGAGGGCCACACUAGGGAUGUGGAACAGGUCUAUCUGCGUUGUUCCCAGGGCUCCCUGGAAUGGCUCUACCCCACCGGGGCCGUCAUCGUCAACCUGAGGCCCAACACCCUGUCCCCAGCGGCCUCCCGCCUCUCCGUCUGCAUCAAGCCCUCCGCGGACUCCCACGGGACCAACAUCUAUCUGGACCGGGCGGGGAAGCUCCGGCUGCUGCUGCCAGAACCGGACCAGGCCCUGGGGAAGGUGACCUGCUUCGGCGUGCAGGAGGGCGCGCUGUUCAUCGAGGCCAUACCUCACCGGGACAUCAGCAGGCGAAUCACGUCGUUCCAGUACGAGCUGGUUUCGGAGAGAACCGGAGCCGGGAUGGACCUGCGGUCGCUGUCCGCUCCCUGUCAGCCAUGCACCGAUGCCGAGGUGCUGUUGGCUGCCUGCACCAGCGACUUUGUGGGCAGGGGCAGCAUCCGGGGGGUGGAGCAGGAGGUGGAGAAAUCGUCGGUCACCGUGGCGAUCAGCCGCCUGUACAAACAGAAAACCCAGGUGUUUGCCCCCGGUGGGGUACGGGCGAGGAGGUGGACGGGGAAGGUGAGGAUUCCCAGGCAAUGCGGGGUCAAGUCUGGCCCUGGCGAGGGUGAAUUCCUGUUCACUGGGAGCAUACGCUUUGGCGAGGCCUGGAUGGGGUGCGCCCCGAGAUACAAGGACUUCCUCCGAGUGUACCGGGACGCCGAGCAUGGAGGAACGAAUCCGUGUCACGUAGACACGGACUGAGUUAAACAUAGGCCGGUCCUCGUCGCGCCAGGGUCGGGUCGUGCCCACGAAACAUGGACUGGGCCAUCGCCACAACAGCAGCUUCUUACUAAAUGGACGGGAGACCCGCGUCUGAGCCAAAUGGGGAGACUAACUGAAUAGAGAGAGAAAGAGAUCUGCAGUCAGACUAAUGGACAGACUGGAGACAGACACUCUACUCCCUCUCUUCCGGUAUUCUGAUGCAGAGACACGGAAUGUUGCCGAGCAGCAUUGUGCCGGUCGGACUCAUUUCUCCAAAAGCCUAAGUUGUUGUUGUUGUUUUUAUUGUUGUUGUGAAAUAUUCAAAGAAUCUUGCAGAUUGUUCUAAGACUGUCCUAUUGGAAUGUUGUAAGGAUUUUGUUCAGUUGCAAGGUGAUCCAAGGAUUCUAAUGUAGCACACCCUGUUCGGAAGAUGUUUAGAAAAUGUGAAAGAAGAACAUUUCUGAAAUGGAGACUCCCAACUGCUUUGUGAAAAGCUUGAUGUACAGUUUCGAAGUUGUUUCUUAUGAAAUACAUUUAUAAAUUCAAAGCCUGCUUUUAAUUUUGAUUUAUUUUGGUGGAAUGAAAAUAUAGAAGUGCAAUUUACAGCCUGUAUUAUUUCCACAGGUUGUUGUAUGAACAGUUUUUUUUUCUCCACUGAUUAAAAGGUUUUUUUUCCCCUGGAAAA
Esox lucius (northern pike) is the source of this 1886-nucleotide messenger RNA. It is a transcript of the gene metrnla, whose product is annotated as meteorin like, glial cell differentiation regulator a. The transcript has 4 exons. The record is from RefSeq and is a predicted model, not a curated record. Gene Ontology annotation, biological process: energy homeostasis; positive regulation of brown fat cell differentiation. Gene Ontology annotation, molecular function: hormone activity. NCBI's taxonomy places the organism in Eukaryota, Metazoa, Chordata, Actinopteri, Esociformes, Esocidae. Bases 329 to 1201 code for a protein of 290 amino acids.